CCGGGGCGGUCGUCGGCGGCCGGGGCCGAGGAGAAGGUGGGCCAGAGGCCAGGUCAGCUGCCCCGACCCUCGGACGCAGCCCCAGAGCGAGCGGCAGCGGUUUCUGGUGAGGCGGAGAGGCGCUGCCAAGCCCCAGCUGGGGAAGAUGUUCAACGUGGAGUCGGUGGAGCGGGUGGAGCUGUGCGAGAGCCUUCUCACUUGGAUCCAGACAUUUAAUGUGGAUGCACCAUGCCAGACCGUGGAAGAUUUAACGAAUGGGGUUGUGAUGGCCCAGGUUCUUCAGAAAAUAGAUCCUUCAUAUUUUGAUGAAAAUUGGCUAAACAGAAUCAAAACUGAAGUAGGAGAUAAUUGGAGGCUAAAGAUAAGCAAUUUAAAGAAAAUUUUAAAGGGAAUCCUGGAUUACAAUCAUGAGAUUUUAGGACAGCAAAUUAAUGACUUUACCCUUCCUGAUGUGAAUCUUAUUGGAGAACAUUCUGAUGCGGCAGAGCUCGGAAGGAUGCUUCAACUCAUCUUGGGCUGUGCUGUGAACUGUGAACAGAAGCAAGAGUACAUCCAAGCCAUUAUGAUGAUGGAGGAAUCUGUUCAACAUGUUGUCAUGACAGCCAUUCAAGAGCUGAUGAGUAAGGAAUCACCUGUCUCUGCUGGAAACGAUGCCUAUGUUGACCUUGAUCGCCAGUUGAAGAAAACUACAGAGGAACUAAAUGAAGCUUUGUCAGCAAAAGAAGAAAUUGCUCAAAGGUGCCAUGAGUUGGAUAUGCAGGUUGCAGCAUUGCAAGAGGAGAAAAGUAGUCUCUUGGCAGAGAAUCAGGUAUUAAUGGAAAGACUUAAUCAGUCUGAUUCUAUAGAAGAUCCUAACAGUCCUGCAGGAAGAAGGCAUCUGCAGCUCCAAACUCAGCUGGAACAACUCCAGGAAGAAACAUUCAGACUAGAAGCAGCCAAAGAUGAUUAUCGUAUACGCUGUGAAGAGUUAGAAAAGGAAAUCUCUGAACUUCGGCAACAGAAUGAUGAACUGACCACUUUGGCAGAUGAAGCUCAGUCUCUAAAAGAUGAAAUAGAUGUUCUUAGACAUUCUUCUGAUAAAGUGUCUAAACUAGAAGGCCAAGUGGAAUCAUAUAAAAAGAAGCUAGAAGAUCUUGGUGAUUUGAGGCGUCAGGUUAAACUCUUAGAAGAAAAGAAUACUAUGUAUAUGCAGAACACUGUCAGUCUAGAGGAAGAGUUAAGAAAAGCCAAUGCAGCUCGAAGUCAACUUGAGACAUAUAAGAGACAGGUAGUAGAACUACAAAAUAGAUUAUCUGAAGAAUCGAAGAAAGCAGAUAAAUUAGAUUUUGAAUAUAAGCGGCUAAAAGAAAAAGUUGACAGUCUUCAAAAAGAAAAGGAUAGGUUAAGAACAGAAAGGGAUUCUCUGAAGGAAACCAUUGAAGAGCUUCGUUGUGUACAGGCUCAAGAAGGACAACUCACAACUCAAGGGUUAAUCCCUCUGGGAAGUCAAGAAUCUUCAGAUAGUCUGGCAGCAGAGAUUGUUACACCUGAAAUCAGGGAGAAACUUAUUCGUCUUCAGCAUGAGAAUAAGAUGUUAAAAAUCAACCAAGAGGGUUCAGACAAUGAAAAAAUCGCCUUAUUGCAGAGUCUUCUGGAUGAUGCAAAUCUCCGCAAGAAUGAACUGGAGACAGAGAACAGGUUGGUGAAUCAAAGACUUCUGGAAGUACAGUCACAAGUUGAAGAAUUGCAAAAAUCUUUACAGGAUCAAGGCUCAAAAGCAGAAGAUUCAGUUCUUCUAAAAAAGAAGCUUGAAGAACAUCUGGAGAAGCUUCAUGAAGCCAAUAAUGAAUUGCAGAAGAAGAGAGCCAUUAUUGAAGAUCUUGAACCACGAUUUAAUAACAGCUCCUUAAAAAUUGAAGAAUUACAAGAAGCUUUACGGAAGAAAGAAGAGGAAAUGAAGCAAAUGGAGGAACGGUAUAAAAAAUACUUAGAGAAAGCCAAAAGUGUUAUCCGUACUCUAGACCCUAAGCAGAAUCAAGGAGCAGCACCAGAAAUACAGGCUCUUAAAAAUCAGCUUCAGGAAAGAGACCGACUCUUCCAUUCUUUAGAGAAAGAAUAUGAGAAGACAAAGAGUCAAAGAGAAAUGGAGGAGAAAUACAUUGUUAGUGCCUGGUACAAUAUGGGAAUGACCCUGCAUAAAAAGGCGGCUGAAGAUAGACUUGCUAGUACAGGUUCAGGGCAGUCAUUUCUGGCUCGGCAAAGACAAGCAACCAGCACAAGAAGAUCUUAUCCCGGCCAUGUUCAACCAGCCACAGCAAGGUAGACAAGUCUUGCCAUCAGAAUAAAAAAAAAAACGCCCUGCAUUCAAAGCAUACUUCUGUUACAUAUGAUGACAUUUCAGGAAAUUCAGCCAGCUUAUUUUUUGUUUCUUUUAUGUUGAUAUUUAGUUGUUCCUCAUUUGAGGACUUUCUCUCCUGUGUCUAUAUUUUAGUUUCUUGGUUCUUUAUUUUGUAGUCCUUUCGGUUCCUUUUAAUGUGCCAAAAAUUUUUAAAUGCCCAAUUAAAAGUGUUGUAUAAUAGUGUAGUACUUUUCUUUGUAUGAAAACGUCCUCUCCCCAAUUGUGUAGGCUUUGUAAUGAAUUAGAUUUUCUGCCAAUAAUUGAUAUACAAUUUAUAUUCUUUAUUGUGCCUCUGUGUUACCAUGCUUUAUAAGAAUGUCUUUGUUUAAAGGGAAUUAAUCUUUUUAUGAUGUAUUAAUCUGUGUUUUCAAUUGUUUUCCAAAUGCACUUCAAAUAACUUGCAUAUUUACUAUAUAAAAUGGUUGGCAAGUGCACUUUUUGCAAAGACAUAAAUACAUUGGCAGAGGUGCUAAUCAGAUGUUACCUAAGGCACCUGAUAGAUUUAUUUUGAGGGAAAAAAUGAGUUUUCCACAUUGUUUUAUAGGAAAUUAAAUUUGUCCGAAGAUUUGGAAACUAUUUUUAAAACAUACAUAAAAUUUCAUUAUUUCUUGCUAUCUUGUUUGCUGACAGAAGAUAAAUGCAGUGGUUAGAUUAUUUGGGGGGAAAUUACAGAAGAAAAAAAAAUCAGGCAGUGCAUUAAUUUUUUUCUUGUUCUGGAAUAUCCUAGUAACUGAACAUCAAAUUCUAGCAAUGUGGCUGACAUAGUUUCAGUUGCCCUCCACAUCUGAAAGAUUUAUUUUUCAUGUACUUACAAGUAAUAGGUAGCCUUACCUUUUGAACAAUUUCCUUGUUGACUUGCACUUCAGUUUACUUAUUCUUUAAUAUAAACCCUUCAAUUUCUCAGAAAUUCCUAAACCUAACAUGCUACUAUCAGUCGUUAAGAUCAGUAAGUGACUUCUUGUAUGUGAUAUUAUGACAGGUCUCUUAACAUUUUUUUUCUUAAUUCUGUGUACUAGUCCAAGACUUUCUCUUGGGUAUUUGGUUGCCUCAGAGUUCUUAGAUUUGUUGACAGAUUGUAAACCAUGUUUAUUUACAUUGUUGAAUGACUGUCAAGUAAUAAUGAUUGGAAAGUACUUUGUAGAAGGUGCUAUGUAAAUGUGAAAUACCAUUCAUUUGAAAAUGAAAUGCCUAUGCCUGACUUCCAUAGUGACCUAAGAAUUUGGUCCCAAAUUAUAUUUAUGCUCCCCUCUAGCCUUUUUCUUGCAUCAUAGCCAAUUUUUUUUAAGCAAAAAAUUCCUGAAAUUAGGUUAAUUGUUUGGUUAAUUGGUUUUUGGUUUUAGAUAGGCCCUCUAAUAAGAUUUCAUUUCAUGUACUUGCUAUUUGGAAGUUCAGGUUUCAUUUAGUCCUGUAUAAUAAAUACAAACAAAUAACACUAAAUCAAGCUACAUGUAAUUAAGAAUUUUCAGAAACUAUAUUCAGGUGUUUGGCUUUAAAUUCUUACUUUUUUUUUUUUAUAAGAAAAUUGAUCUAAAAAUUGGUAGUGUUUUCAUUUGUCCUCAGAAAGUGUACUUGAAGAAAGGUAUUAAGAGUAUAGACAAAAAUGACUCCAUGCAUUGUGAUGAUUUUUUUUUACAUUAAGUACAAAAGUCUGAGCAUGGUGUGAAUGCUUCUGCCUGAUAAGACAGUAAAGCAGGAAGAAUUUGUAAUAAUGGAGAGAACCACAUGAGUAGAAUGCAUUGUGGGGUUUCAGGAGGCUAAGCACACCUCAUCAAAAUAGUUUUAACAAUAAAAGAUUAAAAACUUCUUAAGAUGAUUCCUGCCCCUGCCCCCAUAUUUCACAAAUAGCGUAAGGAUUUAGCUGUUUUAAAGAAAGACUAACACUAACCUUUGUAACAUUAAAAUUAUUGGGGAAUUAUACUACCUGCAGAAUAAGAUAGAUGAAAAUAAAAGAGCUAUUCAUUAAAUGGGUUAUAUCCUAUGAGAUGAGAGGUUUUAAUUUUAAUUCUCUAUUUACUGCCCCAGUCCUGGUUUUCUACCUACCGACCUACUCUGAUAUAUUUCUCCAAAUGGGAGGAAAAGAUGCCAGGCUUUUGGAAGCGAGUUUUACUUCUGAGUUUCUAUGGCAUCUGGCGCACGCUGUUAUUUGGUGUUUCCAUUCAUAACUUUCACUCUCCUUUACCUUUAUAGUUUAGUAUGUUACUUUCAUUACAUAGAAGAACUUUUAUGUCUAAACAUUCUGGUGCUUUUUUAAAAAGCAGGAAUAAAACUUAGCUGUAGAAGUGACAGCCCUGUUUUCCUUGCCCAGCUUUGGACAGGAUGUAUAAGUUGCUAUUUCUCCAGUAGGGAUUAAUCAUUUCUCAGGAGGUUUGUGAUGAUGCAUGCACGGUCUGUCUGGAAGUUGAAAGCCAUUGGAUGCUUUAUCUAGAUAUGAGCCAUACUGUGCUGUAUUUUUACAAACUCCUUGUAUAUGGUAGCUUCAUGAAGCCACAGUUUGCUCGGACAGUGGAGCUAACCCUGGCCUCAGCAGUGGAGUAAGUACAGUGUUACUGCAUUAUGUGGGGGUAACCCAUCCUGGCAGUGUUGGACUCUUAUCAGCAAAAAGCUUAUUUUCUCUAUUCCUUCUAACCAGGGUAAGAAAAUACAAAGUAAAUAACUAAGAAUAAAAGAAUAGCAUUUGUGUUCUGCAGUGUGUAUUUACAAAGUUUGUAAUUAAAAAAUCUAACAAAUAUCAUAGUUUACCACGUAGAAAAAGAGAAUAAAUAAUACAACUGUAUAUAUCUUAAAAGAGCUCAAAAAUUCAAUCGUACCUUUUUAUCAUUUGUCUAAUUAUUUGAUAAUAACCAAGAAAAAGAAGUCCCUAAAUAAAGGACCCAUGUUCCAAAAUUGAUUAAGAUUGAAUUUAUUUGUUUGAUAGCCCUAGCCUGGUAAAAUUGGCUUGGUGGGAUGUGAGAUGAUUAGAUUAUAAUAGGAUAAUUUUGUUGAGGUUUUAUUGUAUUGUUUAUAUAGUAAAAGCUCAGUUGUAUAAAAUUGAGCUUGAUGUUCUCCAGUCAGAAACACUGGCCUUUCUAUCUUAUUAGAUAGAAAAUCCACACUGUGCAGAUAGAUCAGCAGUAAGUGAUUGUUCAGCGAAAGAUGAGUUAAGCUGAAGAAAAGAUCAUUUUAUUAGCUACUUUAUACAUCUCCUUUUCAUAACAACUUUAUUUUUGUUAGCUAAUGAUAAAUAUUUUUUAGCAUCUCUUGCUCUCAGACAAGCAUUCAUCUUUUCAAGAUAAUACCAUGUUAAAAAUUUGAAAGUCUCAAUCCCAGGAUAAGAAGUGUCUUAAAAAUCUAAACAUUUAAAAUUAUCUUAACUCUCUGCACUCAGUUUCCAGUUGUCUAGAUCUCAGACUUAUCCAGUCCAGCUGGAACACGUGAGAUUAUCUGAAAAAGCAUCCACAGCCCACAGCUUGUGUAAGCCUAGCUAGUUCACAGCCCUGUGAGUAAGAACGACCAUGAUCCUAAAAUGGGAGCAAAGUGCUUGUUGUCUUGCUUUUUGCUAAUUACAGAAUAACAUUAAGACAAAAUGCUUUUUGUUAUCUAUUCGUUAAACUAUGGAAGGAAACUUUGACUUCUUACCUUGUAUUAUGAAGGGAUUCUCAUCAAGUUGAUGUAGCAUUAUACUUCUUCAAAGUCAAGCCUGUGUGAUAGAUACCCUGAAGUAGAUGAAGGAGGUUCUUAAACAGAAGAAACGGGGUAUCAUAGUCUUUGAAAAUUACUGUAGUGUGCUUUUUAUUUUCUUUUUUUAUAAGUUAAAAGGGUUUCCAUUCAAUAAUGAUAAUCUCUUUUUCUAUAAUCCCCAAUGGUCAAAACAGCAGCUUAUUUUGGUAGUUGUACAACCCAGUUUCAUUUAGAAAGCAGUUUCAGAGCUUAUUCUUUGUAACUAUAAUGAUUUUAAUAUUUUAUAUCAUGAAGUUUUUAUAUGAGGAAGGCGAUUCUCAAUGUAUCUGUGAUCCAAUUUUUUACUUUACCUAUAAAGCAUAUUUAAAUAAUAAUUGGUGUACGUUCCUUUUAUUGAAAAUUUUGAAAAUGUCUUAUUGUCCAGUUUAAGCACAAUAGUUUUAUUCUAAAGUAUUGUAGUAAGAACUGUUCAUUUCUCAGAAACCCAAAAAAAAAAAAAUUUUUGCUACUAACACAGCUAAUUUCUGCCCUUCCCCACUCCCCCAAAUCACGGAAGUAUUAAUAUUUAGCUUCCAUUUUAUAAAAUGAAGGGCCGUACAAAUGUCAUGACAUCCAUUUAAAUCAUUGAUUAUGUUCUUGGGAAGAAUGAAUGUAUUGAUUAUGAUAGUCUUUUAUCAAUCCAGUCCAACUUAAUAUGUUUUAUCUAUGAAUAUAAAAACUUAUGAAAUUUAUUUAAUGUUAUCUUCAACUAUACUUGGACUCUUCACAGUACACUUAAAUUGAAAAAGAGAAGAGGAUAUUAGUUUAUUUGAGAAACAAGAGACCUGAACCUAAUUAUGGCAAGUAUAUGGCUUUUGACAGUUGUAGGGAGUCUAUACAUGUUUCUUAACAAUUAUAUAUCAACAGUUAUGUGAUGUCUCUCCAUUAUUUUUCUAUUUUCCAGUAAUAUUCUGUUAGAUGGGUUUGUAUACUGUAUUUAUAAGUGAACAUAAAAAUCUGAGAAAGUAACAGAAGGCUAUUAAGGCAUUCUAAUUUCUAGGAAUGGAUUAUCAUGAUAAGAAAUGGCCUGAUUAUAAACAAAUAUCCAGGCGGAUGGAAGUACUAAUACAAUUAAAAAUAACACUGUCUUAACAAAUGUUCCUAAAGUGAUAGUUUACAUAAAAUCUUCUGACUUUCUUAACAUGACUAUUAAAGAGGAGUAGACAAAAAUAUAAUUUAUUUUUUAAUUGUCCUUCCCUUCAGUGAGCAUUAACUGGGCAUACCAUAUUCACUAUACGUUUAGCAGUGGAGGGGAAAGCAUCUAUAUUAAUUUUGAAACUGUUACCCAUUUCUAAAUCUAAAAUAGUGACUUGAAGCCAUUAAGGAUACUAUGAAUUGAUAAGAUGAGAAGAAAUCUGUGGUAGCUGAAAAUUGCUACCAACUUCUCUAGAUCUGCUGCUUUAUCUAAUUUAUAAACCAUAGGCUCAAUUUUGUGUUCCUCCCUAAUUAGACAUAACAGGCCCACACAAAAUUUUGUUUAAAUUGAAGGCAAGAGUAGAGAUUUUGAAAAAUAUAUUCAAGUAAGUCUUUAUGUACCUGAUAAAUUACCCCUAGGCAUUCUUGACGAAUUAGAGUCUUGAAGAUGAAAUCAUCAAAAAAAGUCCAUAGCCGCAAACUUUCAGGCCUGGAGGACUAUCACAGAUCCUGAAUUGUAUCGACACAGAGCUUAAAGGAAGAAUUAACUACCAUGACCAGAGUAAUCUCAAAGUGAGAAAAGGGAAACUACCAAAGCAUGUGUGGCUUUAAUGUAUGUGGGGGACUUCUGAGCAGGUGUUAUCACUUAAGAGAUCUCAAAGUUGACAAAGGAAAAGUUAGCAAUUAUAUUGCUAAAAUUAAUAAAAGGGACUCAUGUUUA
Molecule: messenger RNA, 7928 nt
Organism: Mustela lutreola (European mink)
Lineage: Eukaryota; Metazoa; Chordata; Mammalia; Carnivora; Mustelidae
Gene: HOOK3
Product: hook microtubule tethering protein 3
Exons: 22
Coding region: 146-2302 (718 amino acids)
Biological process (GO): cytoskeleton-dependent intracellular transport; cytoplasmic microtubule organization
Cellular component (GO): centrosome; cytoplasm
Molecular function (GO): dynein light intermediate chain binding; microtubule binding
Source: RefSeq, a predicted model, not a curated record